UCAGUUUAGAACCGACCGAGGCUACCCGUGUACACCGCCAAGAUGCAGCGAUUAAUUUUCGCGUUGUUCGUCGUCCUGUCGAUACUGUCAUCGUUUACGUCCGCCAGUAAACUGAUCUGCAACCGGCCACACGAGUUCUACGAUUGUGGAUCCGCGUGCCAGACCACUUGUGCGACUCUAAACCAGCCGUGCCCUAUUAUAAAUAUUAGGUGCAACGACGACUGUUACUGCAAGAAAGGCUACGCGAGAGACUGCAGAGAUGUGUGCAUCCCCAUUUCUAAGUGUCCUGGUAAAGGAUGCAGGCCGAGAAAGCCCUGCGAAGGAUAAUCGCAGCAGUGAACGAUCGAUUCGUCGAGAUGGUUAACCAUAUAACAGCUUGAGGAUCUUUUCUCGUCAGUCUUAAGAAAAUACAGAUAACACUGUACGCCUGA
This is a messenger RNA of Dufourea novaeangliae, 431 nucleotides long. Its product is annotated as inducible metalloproteinase inhibitor protein-like. The record is from RefSeq and is a predicted model, not a curated record. The transcript is spliced from 3 exons. NCBI's taxonomy places the organism in Eukaryota, Metazoa, Arthropoda, Insecta, Hymenoptera, Halictidae. The coding region runs from base 43 to 327 and encodes 94 amino acids.